Candoia aspera is the source of this 2916-nucleotide messenger RNA. RefSeq names its product MICAL like 2 (gene MICALL2). The record is from RefSeq and is a predicted model, not a curated record. The transcript has 17 exons. Gene Ontology annotation, molecular function: protein binding. Bases 11 to 2512 code for a protein of 833 amino acids. NCBI's taxonomy places the organism in Eukaryota, Metazoa, Chordata, Lepidosauria, Squamata, Candoiidae.
UCACCCCAGGAUGUCGGCUAUCCAAGCCUUGCAGCUGUGGUGCAAGCAGCAGUGCGAGGGGUACAAGGACGUGUCCGUCACCAACAUGACCACCUCGUUCCGGGACGGCCUGGCCUUCUGCGCCAUUCUGCACCGCCACCGGCCGGACCUCAUAAAUUUCACUUCCCUGAGCAAGGAGAACGUCUUCGAGAACAACGAGUUGGCUUUCCAGGUUGCUGAGAAAGAGCUGGGCAUCCCGGCGUUGUUGGACGCCGAAGAUAUGGUUGCACUGAAGGUGCCGGACAGGCUGAGCAUCCUCACUUACGUCUCCCAAUAUUACAAUUACUUCCAUGGCAAGUCACCGAUUGGCGGGAUGGCUGGAAUCAAGCGCCCGGCUUCCCAACCCAGCGAGCAGCCGACUGGGAAAAAGAUGAUUUCUGAGCCGACGGCCCCAAGUUUCACAAAACCAGCAAGGCAACCUUCUCCCCUUGAAUCCAAAACGGAACCAGCUGCGCCGGGGCAUAGUCCGAUGGUGAACGCCUCUCCAAGACGGGUCUUAGCCGAGAAGAGCAACACACCUCACAGCAACUGUGCCGUCUGCGGAGCCCACGUCCACUUGGUGCAGCGCCUCCUGGUGGACGGGAAGCUUUAUCACAGAAACUGCUUUCGGUGCAAAGAGUGCUCCAGGACUUUACAGAGAGGGAACUACACAGCCGGGCUCGGCCCAGGCGCGUUCCUUUGUAGCCAGCACGCGGGACCAGCGCCUGCCCAGGGCCCUCCUGCCCAGGAGAUCCAUGGGGAGAAGGACCCUCCCAAGACCGCUCCAGGGAACUCUGGGAUGGGACUCGAACCGAUGCCAGCCGCGUCUCCGGGGGUCAAGCCGAGUUGGGCCUUCCGAAACAACAAUGCCACCCGGCCAGCGGCUUGGGAGCCGUCGGAUUCCAAGAAUAAUAAAACCAGCAGCCCGAGUCUGCAUCGGUGGGAUCCUCCUGACCAAACAGCAGAUCAACCCUCAACUUCCCCUUCGACAGGGUCGAGGUUGAAAAUCCAGCAGGCGCGGGAGAAGUUUUUCCAGGCAGAUCCGCCCCCUGCCAGCUUCCCCGCAGGCAAAGCUGAGCCUGUUAGAAACCACAGCUCUCCUUUCAAACCUUCCCAAGUCCCCGAGAAGACGGCCCUGUCCAGAAUGCAGGUCCCUAGCCACAGCGAGAAGGACCAAGCGCGGAGCAUCCUCAGCCGAGUGUUACCGGGACCUCAGCCUUCGACCAGCCAGCCGGGAGCAGUUGGCUCCGCUUCGCCCAGAUCCGUGGCAUCCAAGGGCAACCCGUUGCCUCCUGGCAGCUCCGGCUCCCGGAGCCCACAGCCCCAGAAUUUCCUGGUCAGCAGGCCCUUGAACAAGCCAGCCUUCGCAGAAGCUGCAGGAGUGACAGAAACACACCAUCCGGUUGCGAAUCUCCCCAAGGAUCCGAGCUACAAAGUGGGAGUCAGGGCUGACCCCCAGAACAAAGCCAAGGAUCGGUCCCUUGGCCCAUCUGUCAACUCUGGGCGCAAAUCAGACACAAAAGUUGCUAAAGCGAGAAGUGCCAAUGUGGUAGAGGAGAAACUGGGGAGCCCAGAGGAUUGGCGAUCAAGGCUGAAGCCGGUCAAACUCCCCCACCAGGUUGAAACCAAGACUUCUCCAAAAUCUGAGGAUGUUCACAAGGUGGUGAUCAACAAAGAGGUGAAGCCGGGACAGAAAGACAAAAAGCCCUCUCUUUCUGUUGUCUCCCCAGCGGUUCCCAAAGCUGUGCCUCUGGCUUUUCAACCACAGAAGAAGAAACUGUUGGUGCCCCAGCUUGAUGUCUCCAGCAGCUGGCAGACAGUGAAGCAGCCGUGGGAAUCUCACCCAUCAACGGCCCAAGCGGGGAGGAGGAACCUGUCAAAAAAAGUGGUUGCCACCGACCAGCCAUCUGCUCCGGGAACCUUCAGGAAGCCUCCAAGCGAUCAAGCGCUCUCUCCCACCCAGCGCCACCCGGAUUAUGUUCCCGAGGAAGAGAUCCAGAAGGAAGUCCAGAGGAUUGAGAGGGACCUGGACAGGCUGGAGCAGAAGGGGAUCUCUCUGGAGAAACAGCUGCGGGGUUGCGAGGGAGACGAUUCCGAAGAUGUCCUGAUGGUGGAAUGGUUCAAACUGAUCCACGAGAAGCAGCUCUUGCUGAGAUGGGAGUCCGAGUUGAUGCACAAGAUGAACCAGCAAAAACUGGAAGUGAAGCAGUGGGAUAUUGAGAGUGAACUUCGGAAUCUCAUGAGCAAAGCUGAUUACUUGAAGACCCCCAGAGAGAAGGCUCGGGAAAAAGAACUACUGGACUCGUACUUGGACACGGUCAACGAUCGGAACAAAAUUGUGGAAGACCUGGAUGAGGACAGACUCAGGGAACUAGAAGAAGAUGAGAUGAUGGCUGCCAUGAUCAAGAGCUUUGGUAUGUCUCAGAUUACCCAGGAGAAUGAGAAAAAGAAAACCAAGUUCGGCUUAUUCAGAAUAUUGAAAACCAAGAGCUGAAUCAGGGAUGGGGUGCAACCAGGAUGCUUCAUCACCCAAAGCUACAGGUCUAAUAACUUGGUGUUUCAUUUCAAGUUCGUUAUUUGUGGUUCAAAUAACUUGGUGUUUCGUUUCAAAGGAGUGUAAGUCCUUUGGCUACUCCACGUAGGAAGAAAGAAGAAGCUGAAGCAGAAGGAAGGAGGCCUCCAGAAAUCUUGCCUUGCUUGGAUAGGGAGGGGCAAAGCCUUGGGGAAAAUAGUGGUCUCUGAAUGUAGCCUGGAAAUUUGGAAAUUUUGGAAAUUCACCUUCUGAGUGACUUUUGAGCAUGAUAAAGGGAAGCAUUCAGCAGCUUAGACCAGUGUUUCUCAACCUUGGCCACUUUAAGAGGGGUGGACUGCAACUCCCAGAAUUCCCCAGCCAGCAUG